Molecule: messenger RNA, 1280 nt
Organism: Mesocricetus auratus (golden hamster)
Lineage: Eukaryota; Metazoa; Chordata; Mammalia; Rodentia; Cricetidae
Gene: Itgb1bp1
Product: integrin subunit beta 1 binding protein 1
Exons: 9
Coding region: 511-1110 (199 amino acids)
Biological process (GO): negative regulation of focal adhesion assembly; negative regulation of substrate adhesion-dependent cell spreading
Cellular component (GO): cell periphery; lamellipodium; ruffle
Molecular function (GO): integrin binding
Source: RefSeq, a predicted model, not a curated record
CUAGGAUUGCUGCUGCACCCCGACACUGGGGUUGGCGUUGGCUGACUGCACCCCCACUUGUGCGAGCAUGUGUACCAAGAGCUUUGGAAGCCUGCUCUUGUCUGGGUCCCCAAGUUAACUUUGUGAUGUGGGGCAAGUUAUCGAAUCUCUGGUUUAGCUGCUCGCGUGAGCGCAUCUGGGCGUUCCCACUACCCCGGAGGCGCAGAUGACCCGGGGUGCGGGGAGCGGCUGCUCCUCCUGGGCUGGGGUGAGGGCUCUCGGUUUCUGGAGCGCCUGGUACUGCGUUUGGCGACGUUGGAUGUUUAGUAUUAGUUGUAUUUUGCAUAUCAUCUCCCAAGGUCCACUGUUCAGCCGGGAAAGGAUCGUGGCAUUGGGGAAGGGAAGCUGUGCUGAUCGCUGUAUGCGGGUGCCAUCAGAGACCAGAAAAGUACAUUGGAUCCUCUGGAACUAGAGCUGGGGUGGUUGUGAGCCACCUGAGGGCAUCGUCUCUGAGUCAAGCGAUGGUGAGAGAUGUUUCGCAAAGGCAAGAAACGGCACAGCAGCAGCAGUUCCCAGAGCAGUGAAGUCAGCACAAAGAGCAAGUCUGUGGAUUCCAGCCUUGGGGGGCUUUCGAGAUCCAGCACCGUUGCCAGCCUUGAUACCGAUUCCACCAAAAGCUCAGGACAAAGCAACAAUUUAGAUACCUGUGCUGAGUUUCGAAUAAAGUAUGUUGGUGCCAUCGAGAAACUGGACCUGUCUCAGGGGAAGAGUCUCCAAGGACCACUAGACCUGAUAAAUUAUAUAGAUGUUGCCCAGCAAGAUGGAAAGUUGCCUUUUGUUCCCCUGGAGGAGGAGUUUAUUCUGGGCGUUUCCAAGUAUGGCAUAAAAGUCUCAACCACAGAUCAGCAUGGCGUUCUCCAUAGGCAUGCCCUGUAUCUAAUCAUCCGGAUGGUGUGCUAUGACGAUGGCCUGGGAGCGGGCAAGAGCUUGCUGGCACUCAAGACCACAGAUGCAAGCAAUGAAGAAUACAGCCUGUGGGUUUACCAGUGUAACAGCCUGGAGCAAGCGCAAGCCAUCUGCAAGGUCUUAUCCACAGCGUUUGACUCGGUGUUGACAUCAGACAAGUCCUGAACUCUGCAGUCAAGCGGAAACUGACCCAUCUGAGAACUUACCUGGUCCUACAUCUUUCUGCUUUCCAUUUGCAGCUGUGAACUAUUAAAGGGUGUAAGCUCCCCCACCCCAGUUUUCUAAAGAAAAGUAAUGUGUAAAAUAUCGGUUGUCAUUAAAAGGCGUUAACAGUG